CGUGGUUCUAAUUGCUCUAUGGAUGAAUUUUGUGGGUGUUGUACCUUCUGCCCUAAUUAUGAAAGGAGUUGUACAUUACAAGUCGGCGCAUUUUUGCACCGAUUGUACAACUCCAUGUACUUACACGUUUCUGUCUCCUCAUAUUUCGUCUUCCCAAAACAGCAAAAUAAGCAACCAUAAAAAAAUGUCAUAGCUUUUUCAAAUUUGUAUUCUUUAAUUGGUUCACAUGAAUGUUCCAUUACUGCUCGCUCCCCCAGGAAUCUAGGUAUUGUUUUGCGACUUGGGACAAAACAAAUAUAUCAUUUUCUGAUUUUGGGUGUGAAGAAUGGGGCAUCCUGCAGCCGUUUGGGACCAUAGAGCUUCUCUUGAAUUGACAAAGGACUGGAAUGGAAUCGACCAAGUUGUGCUUCGGAACUCUCAAGGGGCGUCUGCGCGAGUGAGCCUGCAUGGAGCACAAGUUAUCUCGUGGAGGAAUGAUAGAGGCGAAGAACUUCUUUUCACCACUAGUAAGGCCAUCUUUAAGUCUCCAAAAGCAAUGCGGGGAGGCAUCUCCAUUUGCUUUCCGCAGUUUGGGAACUGUCAUGCACUUGAGCAGCAUGGAUUUGCUAGGAACAAGAAUUGGAAAAUUGAGGAUAAUCCUCCUCCGCUGCAUCCAAAGGACUCUUUUGGUAUAUCCUUUGUUGAUUUACUACUUAAACCUGUUGAAGAAGAUCUGAAGUUCUGGCCUCACAGAUUUGAGUUUCGCCUUCGAGUUUCUCUCACAUCCAAUGGAAACUUGGUACUGAUAUCGCGCAUCAGGAAUAUAAGUUGGAAACCUUUCAGUUUCUCUUUGGCCUAUCAUACACAUUUCUCUGUUUCUGACAUUAGUGAAGUCAGGAUAGAAGGUUUAGAGACGCUGGACUACCUUGACAACCUCUCCCAAAGGGAGCGAUUCACAGAGCAAGGCGAUGCCCUAACUUUUGAAUCAGAGAUAGACCGUGUUUACCUAAGCUCACCCAAGUGCGUCGCUGUUCUUGAUCAUGAGAAGAAACGAACAUACGUUAUCAGAAAGGAAGGGCUACCUGAUAUGGUCGUGUGGAAUCCGUGGGAGAAGAAGUCGAAAGCAAUGGCAGACUUUGGCGACGAAGAAUAUAAGCAGAUGCUAUGUGUGAAUGCAGCAGCAAUAGAGAAGAACAUCACCCUGAAACCAGGAGAGGAAUGGACAGGGAGAGUCGAGCUUGCUGCCGUACCUUCAAGCUUUUGCUGCGACGAACUCGAACCUCAUCUCGACUACUUUUGAUGCUCGACUUGUGAUCGUUUGUUCGCUCGCUGGCUCACUUUAUCGAAGCCUGUGGUUUUUGUAAAAUGGCUGAUAACAAUUUGGUUGUGUAGGAUUUGAGGCAUUUACAUUUGCUCUCUUUUAGCUUUGAUCAAUGAGCUCAAAAUUGUCAUGCUUUUAGGCACUCUGGUUCAGACAAAUUGUAACAUCAAUUCAACAUUUGGAGCAUUAACAUUAGUGAAAAGUUGAAUUUUCAUAUUAA
Molecule: messenger RNA, 1520 nt
Organism: Salvia splendens (bonfire salvia)
Lineage: Eukaryota; Viridiplantae; Streptophyta; Magnoliopsida; Lamiales; Lamiaceae
Product: putative glucose-6-phosphate 1-epimerase
Exons: 9
Coding region: 326-1279 (317 amino acids)
Biological process (GO): carbohydrate metabolic process
Cellular component (GO): cytoplasm
Molecular function (GO): glucose-6-phosphate 1-epimerase activity; carbohydrate binding
Source: RefSeq, a predicted model, not a curated record